AAAAAGAAAACUAAAAAAAAAAAAAAACUCAGAGAAGUCAAUUGACGUGAGACUAAACCACGUCUCUCCUUCUUCUUCUCCGUCUCUGUUUUCUCGCAGAAAAAUCGAAAUGCCGAUCUUCUCUUGUUGCAAAAAGGCAAUCUUCUGUUCCUCUCCAGGCCUUGUUGAUAGAGAAUGAAGGACUUGUGUGGCUUUCUCUCAAGCAGCUCUCGUGGAGAUUCCACUCCCCGUAGUCCCUUCUCUCCCUCUACUUCACAUGAUAGGCACAAAUCUCUCCGUCCCAAUUCUUCACCAUUUGAUCCAUUAUCCCCUGGAUCAAUGCUCCAUGGAGGGCACAAGUUCCACGAGGCUUUCCAACUGAAACAGGGUCGGUUUGAUCUCCAAGCUGCAAAGAUUUCAGAAAUGAUGAAAUCAAACAACUUAGAUAAUGCUCCCACUCAGUCACUUCUAAGUAUCGUGAAUGGAAUUCUUGAUGAAAGUAUUGAGAAAAAGAGUGGUGAAAUCCCUCAGCGUGUAGUAUGUCUGCUGAAAAAAGUCGUCCUGGAAAUCGCGCGACGUAUUUCAACUCAAUCUGAGCAUUUAAGAACGCAAAACAGUGUAUUCAAAUCUCGUGAGGAAAAGUACCAGUCAAGGAUAAAAGUUCUGGAAACCUUAGCUUCGGGUACUAGUGAAGAAAAUGAGAUUGCUACUAGACAACUUCGAAAGAUUAAGACAGAAAAGUCCAAGCUGGAAGAAAAGAAGAAAGACAAAGAAGAAGAUAUGGUUAAGCUAGAGAAAGAAAAUGGUCAAUCUAAUCUUGAAAUUUCUACUUUAAGGAGAGAACUGGAGGCAACCAAGAAAGCAUAUCAACAACAAUGCUUGCAAAUGGAAAGCCAGACAAAGACAGAAAAGUCCAAGCUGGAAGAAAAGAAGAAAGACAAAGAAGAAGAUAUGGUUAAGCUAGAGAAAGAAAAUGGUCAAUCUAAUCUUGAAAUUUCUACUUUAAGGAGAGAACUGGAGGCAACCAAGAAAGCAUAUCAACAACAAUGCUUGCAAAUGGAAAGCCAGACAAAGGUUGCUACUGCAGGUAUCGAGGACAGGGUGAAAGAGCUUGAACAAAUGAGAAAGGAUGCAAGCAUUGCAAAAACUGCCCUUGAGGAAAGGGUUAAGGAGCUUGAAGAGCUGGGGAAAAAGGCAAAUGCUGCUAAAACGACCCUUGAGGAAAAAGUAAAGGAGCUUCAACAAUUUAAAAUAGAGAGUAUGACUGUUACUACAAGCCUUGAAGCAAAAAAUCGAGAGCUUGAACAAUUCAAGAAAGAGACAUUGACUGUUAAUACAAGCCUUGAAGCAAAAAAUCGAGAGCUUGAACAGUUUAAGAAGGAGACAAUAACUGUUAGUACAAGCCUUGAAGCAAAAAAUCGAGAGCUUGAACAAUUUAAGAAAGAGAGAAUAACUGUUCAUACAGCCCUUGAAGCAAAAAAUCGAGAGCUUGAACACAAUCUUGUCCACUGGAAGAACAAAGCGAAAGAAAUGGAAGAAAAAUCAGAGUUGAAGAAUCGGAGUUGGAGUCAGAAAGAACUUUCGUAUAGAAGCUUUAUCAGUUUCCAGUUCCGUACACUACAAGAUUUGAGGUUAUAUUCUAAGUCCAUCAAACAAGAAAUACUAAAAGUUCAAGAUAAGUAUACAGCAGAAUUUAGUCAGUUAGGGAAGAAAUUGCUUGAACUUGGAGAUGCUGCUGCAAAUUAUCACGAGGUCCUAACUGAAAACCAAAAGCUCUUCAAUGAACUUCAGGAGCUAAAAGGAAACAUUAGAGUGUAUUGUCGGGUGAGGCCUUUCUUGCGUGGACAAGGUGCAGCAAAUACUGUGGUGGAACACAUUGGUGACCAUGGGGAACUGGUAGUUCUCAAUCCAACAAAACCUGGGAAAGAUGGUCUUCGCAAAUUUAGGUUCAAUAAGGUCUAUAGUACAGCCUCUACUCAAGCUGAGGUAUUUUCAGAUAUAAAACCUCUUAUCCGAUCAGUUCUAGAUGGGUACAAUGUUUGUAUCUUUGCUUAUGGUCAGACAGGAUCAGGGAAAACUUACACAAUGACUGGUCCAGAUGGAGCCAGCGAAGAAGAGUGGGGAGUAAAUUAUCGUGCUCUCAAUGACCUCUUCAAAAUAUCUCAAUCCAGGAAAAACAACAUAGCAUAUGAAGUCGGGGUGCAGAUGGUGGAGAUAUACAACGAACAAGUGCGCGAUUUACUCUCUGGUGAAACUUCUCAAAAGAAACUAGGGAUUCUUUCUACAACUCAACAAAACGGUCUUGCAGUACCUGAUGCAAGCAUGUAUCCUGUGACAUCCACGUCGGAUGUUCUAGAAUUAAUGAACAUUGGACUACAAAACCGAGUCGUUAGCUCCACUGCCUUGAACGAAAGAAGUAGCCGCUCUCACAGUAUUGUCACUGUUCAUGUACGUGGCAAGGACUUGAAGACCGGUUCUGCCUUGUUUGGAAAUCUACAUUUGGUAGAUCUGGCGGGUAGUGAGAGAAUUGAUCGCUCUGAAGUUACAGGAGACAGACUUAGAGAAGCACAGCAUAUAAACAAGUCACUCUCAGCUCUAGGAGAUGUGAUAUUCUCGCUUGCUUCAAAGAGUUCUCAUGUACCAUACAGGAACAGCAAACUAACUCAGCUUCUACAGAGCUCUCUAGGUGGGAGAGCAAAGACACUGAUGUUUGUGCAACUCAAUCCUGAUGUAACUUCAUAUUCAGAGUCAAUGAGUACUUUGAAAUUCGCAGAGCGUGUCUCUGGAGUUGAGUUAGGUGCUGCAAAAAGCAGCAAAGAUGGCAGAGAUGUUAGAGACUUAAUGGAGCAGUUAGGGUCCCUUAAGGACACAAUAGCGAGAAAAGACGAUGAGAUAGAGCGGCUUCAUUUGCUUAAGGACAUUAAUUACCCACAGAGAAAGAGCUUAGGACAAUCCGAUGACUUCAACUCAGAAGCUGGAGAUUCGCAGUUGUCUAUAGAAGAAGACUCAAGAUUCCAACAAGAUUCUCUCAGACCGUCACGACACUCGGUGACGGACGGAGAGACCUUAGCGUCCUCUAUUGAUGCAGAAAAUGAUGAUGAAACAGAAGGAUCCCUUGAUGUUGCUUGUGCUGCAGAAGGGAGAAAACCAUUGAAGAUUCCAGCCAAAACUAAGCCGGUGACUCCAAGGAGUAGUACGACCACACCACGACCACUAGAUAAACUCAAACAAGUCGCUACGAGGACGUCGACCAUUGCAAAGGUCACGUCAGGUUUGUCUUCACCAAAUAAGAUGUCUUCACCACAUAAAAUGUCUUCUUCACCAAGCAUGAAGAAGACAGGAAGUGCUUCUAAUUUGCUCAAGGCAUCGAAAGAUUCAAAACGGUGGUCAUAGACAGACGUUUUGUCCUUUAGGCGGCUAACUUUUUUAAUCUUUUUCAAAGAAUUUAGUUUCUCCUUUCCUCUCUGAACCCAAUAUCAAAUGAUCAAUGGUUUCAGUUGGGACUUACUUUUGUAAAUUUUUUUUGGUUUUUAUAAACACAUGUUGUUAAUAUACGAAUCGUAUAUUGCAUAAUGUAUGUGAGUUAAGUAAUAUAUUAAUAUAUGGAGUAGGGUCA
This is a messenger RNA of Camelina sativa (false flax), 3595 nucleotides long. Lineage: Eukaryota; Viridiplantae; Streptophyta; Magnoliopsida; Brassicales; Brassicaceae. The record is from RefSeq and is a predicted model, not a curated record.